Molecule: messenger RNA, 1097 nt
Organism: Mizuhopecten yessoensis (Yesso scallop)
Lineage: Eukaryota; Metazoa; Mollusca; Bivalvia; Pectinida; Pectinidae
Product: carbohydrate sulfotransferase 15-like
Exons: 6
Coding region: 290-799 (169 amino acids)
Biological process (GO): hexose biosynthetic process
Molecular function (GO): N-acetylgalactosamine 4-sulfate 6-O-sulfotransferase activity
Source: RefSeq, a predicted model, not a curated record
AGGUUGUGGUAAAUUGACGUAUAGUUUUCGAUGUAGAAAAAAUAAGCCAUGGACUUGGAAACAAUAUGUCAACUUUUUCAACCCUACAGCAAACAAAAUUGCAACUUUAUCGGCAUCUACAUUUCACCGGGAUUAUAUACAGAGUACCGAAAUAAUCACAGGAGAGGCUUCUCCCUCUAAUUUGUGGGACAAUCGGUGGUGGUGGAAUUAUGAAGUGAAUCAGUACGAUACCGAACCUCCGGCUCUGACAAACGCCCACUACCUACGUCACUUCCUGCCAGAUCUAAAGAUGAUCAUUAUUCUACGUAAUCCUGUAGCUAGGCUCUAUUCUGACUAUACUUAUAUAAGCACAGGAAUUCUCUCGCCAGAACGUUUCCAUCAAGAAGUAUUAGCAGAAAUAAGUGCUUUCAGGGAUUGUAUCCGAUACCAUGAUAUUCGUUUUUGUGUGUACCAUAACUCUUUCAAUGAGUCUGAUGUGUCAAGUACGGCACGGCUCCAUAACGGAUUCUACGCAUCAUUCAUCGAAGAAUAUAUGAAGUGUUUUCCACGAGAUCAAUUUCAUAUUUUACGUCUGGAAGAUUACUCUGAGAACAAGGUCGAGGAAAUGAGGAAGAUUUUUCAGUUUCUAAAUCUACGUGACGUGGAAGUACCACAUACAAAAACACGUAGAAACAAAGGGAGGAAAAACACAAGAGACAUGCUACCGGAAACUAGGAAUGUAUUAACGAAAUUCUAUCAACCUUAUACGGAUCACCUGGCCGAUCUACUGAGGGACGAGAGAUUUCUCUGGCUUCAAUAAUUUCAUAUUUUUCUGAGCAUCAUAUUGUGCUAUUUCACAAAUUGCAAUCUAAGUGCUUAAUGGAUGUCAGAGUUCACGUUGUAGUGAUCUUUGUAUCAUUGUUUGAGUGAGCGAAGGAGUGAACGAGUGAAUGGCCGGCAACAUGUCACGUUUUAGAGACCUUUGUUGCAAGAUUCAAAUAUUGAGCAGUGGCCGUGUUCUAGUGAGGCGAUGAGUAAAUUAGUAAAACAUUGAGCUAGUGAGUCGGUGAGUGAAUCGACGGGAUAUUGAGUCACGAGAGAAUGAGUGAGUGAGUGAG